Plasmodium malariae is the source of this 846-nucleotide messenger RNA. RefSeq names its product fam-l protein. The record is from RefSeq and is a predicted model, not a curated record. NCBI's taxonomy places the organism in Eukaryota, Apicomplexa, Aconoidasida, Haemosporida, Plasmodiidae. The transcript has 2 exons. Bases 1 to 846 code for a protein of 281 amino acids.
AUGCAACAAAAAAUUAAGUUACUUUUAUUUAUUAAAAUUUCUGAGUUUAUGCUUAUAUCAUGGAUAUUCCAUUUUAAUAAUGAUAUAAGUAUAAUUAAGAAACCUGUGGAUGAGAACUACAAUAUAGGUAAAAAAUUAGAUGCAAGAAAAUAUAGGAUACUAGUGAAAUAUAAACAGGAUGAGGACUCAAGUAUUUUAUAUUUUAAAGAAGUUAUACCAAAUUAUGCAUCGAACGAAAAAAAAGAUAUAUCUAAUUAUGAAAAAAAUACUACAGAAAAAAAAGAACAGUCAAAUAAAAGUUCAUACGUGAGUUCGGGAUUAAACAAAGAACAUAUAAAAAAUAAAUCGUGUAUGUUUGAAACAAAAAUAUAUUCCCAUAUGGAAAAAAAAAUAUUUAAAGAACUUGAUUAUAUGGAUUUUCUUCAAAACAACAGAACUAUUAGUGACAAGUUUUUCAGAAGUGUAGCAUUUAAAAAAUACAGAGUACGAAUUAUUUUACCUUUAUUCGUGUUCAUAUUAUUAUUAACCUACCUAAUAUUAGAUUUUUCUUGUGGAUAUGGGCUUGUAGGUUGCAUAUUAGCCGUGUUGAAAGAAACACUUGGAUCUGGGUGGUCUGCGCCUUUACGUUCUUUUCUGGGAAAACUCCAUUUAGAUUUCUUAUGGCCAACAGUGAAUAUAGGAGGAAGUCAAGGAAGAAAAACGUGGACGUUUAUGACUAAACCUUUUCUACUCUAUAUAAUUUAUUUUCUACCUUUGUUAAUAUUAGGUGUCAUACUUAUAUUAGGGGUUGUUUACUACCAUAGAAAAGUUAAAAAAUAUCAAAAAAUUAAGUUCAGGAAAAGAUAA